GGCCCUGGCCAAGCUCCCGGCACGCCGCAACAACAAAGAGUACCACGACAUCCGCACGCUAUUCAUAGAGUUUAUGCUGGCGCUGCUGAGCCACAACGAUGCGAGUACGGUGCAGAGCAUCAUGGAUGCGAAUAAGAUGGCUAUAUUAGGCAUGUUCAAACUCAUCAGCAAGGACCCGUUAAAGCUCUCGAGUGAGGUGCUGCAUGUGUGCGAAGCCAUAGCCGCCAAUCCAGACGUAUCCAAAACCACCAAGGUGCAAAUACUCAGUGCACAGACACUGGACCAGAUCAGCCAUAUGUACCACAGCACAGACUCUUACACGCUCGACAGGGAUGGGCACCCGACAACCAAUGAGAUCACAGAGAAUGAGCCCACGGCCAAUCAGAGCGUGGAGAAUAAUGCCGCGCCCAAUCGGGACGCGGGCAGCGAUGGGGAGGGUGGGGUCGUUUCCAUGGCAACGGACGAUGGAGGGCGUACACCCGUGGUAGGAGAAGCGCACGUUAAGGUGACGAAUGGACGAGAGGUGGCGCAUAAGUUUAUGAUGACUGUGUGUGCUUCAUCGACCGAAGGACUUAUUUUUACGCCUAAGGGGCCCUCCGAUACCAAGGUGCACAACCCCACGCUCCUAAAGUUCAUCACCGGGCAGAACAAAGUCAACGAAGACCCCCUCCUACAGACACUCGUGCUCACCAUUCUCCGGAAUGCCCCAGACAUACUUCAUGGAUACUUGUGUGCUCCCACAAUCACUCUAGAGGCAAAGGUGUCUAUGCGACUGCUCUCCACUCUGACGUUAGUCACGCGUGUGCUACAACUGCCUCUGCCCUCAGGCUUCGUGGCUGCGUUGAGCACAUCCACACGGACGCCCACACACGCACACGUACACGUACAGGGGCAUGCACAGCCACACACACACGCACACGCACGCACGGUACGAUCGGAAGUGUUUGCGGAUUACAUGAUACCUGCAUGUAUGAAGGCGACGGUGGUGGCGCAAGGCCUGCAGAGUACUUCUCCGCUGGUGAAAAUGUCUUUCACAGCUGCUCUGAUAAGGUCUUUGGAUAAGGCGAGUACAUUGUUGCACUCACUGCCGCCCCACGCACACGGCACCGUGCGCCUUUGUAGAGAUGCCUUGCUGAAGCGCCUGCCCCCAUUCCAAGUGGUAGUGGUGGGUGCACUACAGAGCAGCCAAACACAGUACUUGCAAAGCCUUAGCGCUGCAGAUGAGGACGAGCGCAAAGGCGCUAAGCUAGUCUACUUGCGAUCCUUACAACUGGUCCGACGAUAUAUCAGGUGCUUCCCCGACAGCAUCAAGGUCAAUCGCUACGACAUGGGCAAAACCAUACCGACCGAGAUGUUCGGUACCACGUUUGACACGCAUGUGACUGGGACUAUCCUAUCAAUGCUGUUGGAAGCCCCAGACGUCAAAUGGGCAUACCAACGGCGCAGUGGAUCGUAUGCGUCACUGCUUGGGCAAUUGAUAGAACUUCUCAUUACCAGCACACACGCCACAGUCUACGCACUGACACGGCAACUGGUUACCAAGGUAACGUGUCGUGUAGGUAGAUGUGUUGUUGAUAAAAUGGUUGAUGGAUGUGCCCUCACCGCAUCUAAGUGA
Molecule: messenger RNA, 1615 nt
Organism: Sphaeroforma arctica JP610
Lineage: Eukaryota; Ichthyosporea; Ichthyophonida
Exons: 9
Coding region: 74-1615 (513 amino acids)
Biological process (GO): maturation of 5.8S rRNA from tricistronic rRNA transcript (SSU-rRNA, 5.8S rRNA, LSU-rRNA); maturation of LSU-rRNA from tricistronic rRNA transcript (SSU-rRNA, 5.8S rRNA, LSU-rRNA)
Cellular component (GO): nucleolus
Source: RefSeq, a predicted model, not a curated record